AUGUCCCAUCGAGCCAUUUGCCAAGCGGUUCGCGUAUCGAGGUUUGCCGACUACCAACGAGUUAAAUCCAUUUUUGCUAGCUUUGAAGAGGUCAAAGACCAUUUAGAAGAUGUUGAUGAUUUAGAACCUGAUGGGUCCAACUAUGCCUUCUGGAUGUUCCGCAUUGGUCGGGUGAUUGAACAUAUAACCGGCAUCAAAGAUUACUUGCAAAUCAAUCAGCCUUUGAUUGAAAGUGCUGUUGUGCUUGUGAUUGAUCGAUGUGUGUUGGAUGUCAUCCGUCACACCCUGCCAUCGUGUCUUUUUGAUGAGACUGCCACGUGUUUGAAAGCUCACGACACGAAGGCUCGUCUGCGUAGAAUCUUCGAUCCAUAUGGUAUGCCAAAUCAUAGCACGGGGAAGUUGGAAAUGCAACAGAAUUAG
Melampsora larici-populina 98AG31 is the source of this 420-nucleotide messenger RNA. RefSeq lists its product as uncharacterized. The coding region runs from base 1 to 420 and encodes 139 amino acids. The transcript has 2 exons. The record is from RefSeq and is a predicted model, not a curated record. NCBI's taxonomy places the organism in Eukaryota, Fungi, Basidiomycota, Pucciniomycetes, Pucciniales, Melampsoraceae.